UUUCAGGGACUGCACACGUUGAUUCUGAAUAAAAAUAGGAAACUUAGUGACAACGGCGUGAGAGGGCUGGUAAACGUCUUGAAAGACGAUUUCUGGUUAAAAAACUUAAGCCUGAGAUGCUGCGGAUUGACGAAGACCAGCGGGGAAGCAAUUGUCGAGCUUUUGCAAACAAAUAGCGUAAUUACGAUGAUAGACCUCGGAGAAAAUGAGGUGCCACCUAAUAUUUUACUCACUCUCUCGAAUUUAUUGAGGCAAAGGCAGCUGGGAGAAAGAAUCUCGCUGAGGAAGCGAUUAAUGUCCGUGAACAAAAAGGGACUGUCCGACCAGAAGAUAUUAAAAAAAACCAAACAAUGCCCGCGGACUUUGAAGAAAAGUCAAAAUCGACACUCCUCGCAAAAGAGCUUGCAAGCAAAUCGUGGAAACGGAAAGCAGGCCAAGACGAGUGGUACAAAGAAACGAAGAAAAUUGCAUAAAAAACGGCCCGCGAAAUUGCCGAGCCGAAAGAUCGUACUCGAUGCUCGCAAAGGUAAGGACCUUUGUAACGACCAUAGCCUGCAGGAAUUGUCAUUACGUUUGUCGAACGUUGUCGAUUGCAACGGUACGCUGCUGAGAGAUCUGGAGAAAGGCCGCAAAUUGCUCGAGAGGGAGAAAAAACUCCGACUGAAAGCCGAGGAUGAGUGCGACGUGUUGAACUCCGAGGUGGAAAAAGUCAAAAGUGGUAUCAUUACCCAGGGCGAUAUUCGGUCGAAGGCUUUGGAGGACAGUGAACUCUGCAAGGACCUCCGAUGUGUCUUCGGCAAGCUGGAGAACAUAACGGAAACUAAAGAGAUUGCCAGCCUCGCGAAAGAGAACCGAGAACUCGCGUACAAAAAGAAAAAGCCGAAAUUAAUCGGCAACUCGAUUUGCCGAAUUAAUGCCAAACCACCCAGGCGGAGAAUGGUCAAUUUUAUAACCGCGUCUUCUUCGCGUAAUUAAAUAAUAUCUUCUGAAAUGUACAAAUAGCAGGAUUAAAUCUAUGAAGUGUAGUAUUAACGGA
This is a messenger RNA of Orussus abietinus, 1036 nucleotides long. RefSeq lists its product as uncharacterized. The annotation marks the transcript as partial. The transcript has 2 exons. The record is from RefSeq and is a predicted model, not a curated record. NCBI's taxonomy places the organism in Eukaryota, Metazoa, Arthropoda, Insecta, Hymenoptera, Orussidae.